AAGUACCCCCUCAUGGAGCCGACUGAAAUGUCGUGCUUAACAGAACACUGUAAAAGCUGUUCACUCUGGCUCAUAUAAGCCUCAGAUUGUGUCUCUGUUUGCAGCAGCACCAACAGAUAUUCUCUCUCUCUCUCUCUCCCCAUAAAACCCCCUCCACCCAUUCCAACCGACUAGUACCAAAACCAUUCAUCUAACCCAAGUUCCUCUUCUUCUAGUACUCUCACCAUUCACAUCCACAUCCACAACUCUCAAAAACAAAAGAAAACCCACAAAACACAAAGCGAAGAUCGACCCAAAUGCCUUCGGACUCCAGCGAGCACCGCAGGCCACCCAAGACGGCCCAUAACCCGGGAGCCCCACCACCAGAACAAGAGCAACUGCCGUGCCCGCGCUGCGACUCUACCAACACCAAGUUCUGCUACUACAACAACUACAACUUCUCGCAGCCCCGCCACUUCUGCAAGUCCUGCCGUCGCUACUGGACUCACGGCGGGACCCUCCGCGACAUCCCCGUCGGCGGUGGCUCCCGCAAGAACGCCAAGCGCUCCCGCACCGCCACCAAUAUCGUCUCCUCUGCCGUCACUUCUCACGUCGACCCUCUACCCGCCACCCCGGUCCUGCUCCCCCUCACGGCCAGCCAGGGUUCGUCCGUACAGUUCGGGGUUGGUGGCAAUGGGGGUGAUGUGAAGGGUAAUGCGAGUGUUUGUGGGAGUUUCACGUCUCUGCUGAACACUCAGGGGCCGGGCUUUUUGGCACUGGGUGGGUUUGGGCUUGGGCUUGGACCUGGGUUUGAGGAAAUGGGCUUUGGGCUUGGGAGAGGGAUCUGGGCUUUUCCCGGGGUUGGAGACGGCGGUGGUGGUGGUGGUGGUGGUAAUGGUGGUGCAACGGGAAUGGGGAACACGUGGCAGUUCGAGAAUGGAGAGUCUGGGUUUGCUGGUGGAGACUGCUUUUCUUGGCCGGAUUUGGCAAUAUCGACCCCUGGAAAUGGUCUCAAAUGAACUCCUCUUUUCCACCACCUUUUUUUUUUUCUUUUUUUCUUUUUUUCUUGUUUUUGUUUUUCAAGGUAAACUGUGUUUUUUAGGGUUUUUAUUUGCUACUGUUGAGAGUAAAUUGGGUAUGAAAUUUAGAAAAAAAGAAGUAGACUUUUUGACUC
Alnus glutinosa is the source of this 1153-nucleotide messenger RNA. RefSeq names its product dof zinc finger protein DOF3.4. The transcript has a single exon. The record is from RefSeq and is a predicted model, not a curated record. Gene Ontology annotation, biological process: regulation of DNA-templated transcription. The coding region runs from base 297 to 998 and encodes 233 amino acids. Lineage: Eukaryota; Viridiplantae; Streptophyta; Magnoliopsida; Fagales; Betulaceae. Gene Ontology annotation, molecular function: DNA-binding transcription factor activity; DNA binding.